Molecule: messenger RNA, 760 nt
Organism: Elaeis guineensis (African oil palm)
Lineage: Eukaryota; Viridiplantae; Streptophyta; Magnoliopsida; Arecales; Arecaceae
Product: probable E3 ubiquitin-protein ligase ATL44
Source: RefSeq, a predicted model, not a curated record
AGGCCCAUUCCGAGCCCCCCAUCUGCCCACCGUCUUCUACGAACCAAUGCCUUCUCCAACGAGGUUUCUUCAGUCCUCCGGCCACUUAGCAGCGGCGGAUCCACCGGGACCGCUGGCCGUUGACUCGGACGUGGUGGUGAUCCUGGCGGCGCUGCUUUGCGCCCUAAUCUGCGUCGUGGGCCUCGCCCUCGUCGCGCGCUGCGCCUGGCUCCGUCGCUCCUCCCCCUCCGCCCAGCCUUUGCCGCCGACCAAGGGGCUCAAGAAGAAGGCCCUCCGCUCUCUCCCGACGCUCUCCUUCGACGGUUCCACCGCCUCCGCCGCCGCCGCUGCCGGCGGGAAGCUGGCGGAGUGCCCGAUCUGCCUUGCCGAGUUCGCCGCCGGCGACGAGAUCCGGAUCCUCCCGCACUGCGGCCACGGGUUUCACGUCGCGUGCGUGGACACGUGGCUCGCGUCCCACUCGUCCUGCCCCUCCUGCCGCCAGAUUCUCGUCGUCCCCACCCCGUCCCGAUGCCCGAGGUGCGGUGCCACCUCCGCCGCCUCCACCGCUGCGGCAGAGGGCGGGGCCAAGGCCGGGGAGAACGGCGAGUUCUUGCCCUGAAGUAGCUCCCUCUCUGUAUUCCGUUUCUCUUGUGGAAAAAAAAAAUAAAAAUAUGUUUUUUUCCCAAAAAAAUGGUCCUUUUACAGUUGAAUUAGGGCUUGAUGUUUGUAUAUUCUGUUUGUAAGUAAAAAAUAAAAAUAAUGAGUGAAAUUUUUAGAAAAA